AUCUCGCGAGUACGCCUGCGUCAGGUGCAGUCAUGGAGGCGGAGGAGGUGGAUGUGGAUGUGGAAGGAGAUGUGACGGCGGCUGCACAGCCGGGAAAUGAUGAAAAUACAGCAUCAGUUUUUCAAGAUCACUAUCUUGACUCAACAUGGAGAAGGGAGAAUGGCUGUCUUCCUUGGACUCUGGAUAGCACCAUCAGUGACGAGAACAGAGCUGUCAUUGAGAAAAUGUUGUUGGAAGAAGAGUAUUAUUUAUCUAAUAAAUCACUUCCAGGAAAAUUCUGGGUUAAUCAAAAGGAGGAUAAUAAAAAAUACUCAAACAGGGUACAUUCUCCUGCAAAACCAGCCAGUUACUCAGUAAAGUGGACGAUAGAAGAGAAAGAACUGUUUGAACAAGGACUGGCUAAAUUUGGCCGAAGGUGGACGAAAAUCGCAACACUAGUUGAAAGUCGCACAGUUUUACAAGUGAAGAGUUAUGCCCGACAGUACUUUAAAAAUAAGGUAAAGUGGGGUGUGGCAAAAGAAACACCAACUCAGAAGAGCAGCAGUGAUCUUCAGGUUAAAAAUAAAGAUGAAAGGACGAAGGUGUGGGCAGCAUCAUGUUUAAGGGGGCGUGCUGAUCCCAACCUGAACGCUAUAAAAAUUGAGAAGUUAUCUGAUGAUGAAGAUGUAGACAUCACAGACGAGCUGGAUGAGUUGGAUUCUCAAACAUCACAGAAGAAUUCUGGCAGCCACGUUACUUUAGAUGUUUCUAAUAGUAAAAUGUAUAAGACCAACCAAGGAGAAUUGUGCCAAGAAGGUUCAUUAGCUAAAUGUUCAGGAGAGAAUCUUCAGAAUGUGAAGGAAAGUGAGACAGAAGCAUGUUCAAGCUCAGAAAUUACAUGUCGGGCUGAAAAACAGAACAAUAAUGGCAAAAACCCAGUCAAAUUAAAUGAGAAAUAUGAUAAACUAGUUGAAGAACACACUAUACAAGAUGGAGAAGAUAGAACAGGGGAAGCCAAGCACUCACCUUCUCCAGAGCCCUGUGAGGGCCAGAAGGACCCAAGUGGAAAUGAAACGCUUUUGCCUCCUUGCCAAAUGGAGGAGGAAAACUCUGAAGGAGAAGUGCUUAAGCCACCAGAACAAGAAGUAGAUAUAGAUAGAAAUGUCAUUCAAGAAGAAGAAAAGCAAGCGAUUCCUGAGUUUUUUGAGGGACGCCAAACUAAAACACCAGAACGCUAUUUGAAAAUUAGAAACUACAUUUUGGAUCAGUGGGAAAUAUGCAAACCGAAAUACUUAAAUAAGACCUCAGUGCGUCCCGGCCUGAAGAACUGUGGGGAUGUUAAUUGUAUUGGACGGAUUCAUACAUACCUCGAGUUGAUAGGAGCAAUCAAUUUUGGAUGUGAGCAGGCAGUAUAUAACAGGCCACAACCAGUUGACAAAGUGCGAGGGACCGACAGAAAAGAUGCAGAAGCAGCGUACCAGCUUGCCUGGCGCCUGCAGUCUAUGCGAACGAGGAAACGUAGGGUCCGAGAUCCCUGGGGAAACUGGUGUGAUGCAAAAGAUUUAGAAGGGCAAACAUUUGAGCAUCUGACUGUGGAGGAGUUGGCAAGAAGAGAAGAGGAGGAAAGGGGCAAACCUACUAAAUUUCCAAAAGCUUCAAAACUUCCAAAAAGUUCACUUGAUCCUUUCCAACUGAUACCUUGUAGUUUUUUCAGUGAAGAGAAACAGGAGCCGUUUCAGGUGAAAGUAGCUUCAGAAGCACUUUUAAUAAUGGAUUUGCACGCCCACGUGUCUAUGGCAGAGGUGAUUGGGCUUUUAGGAGGAAGAUACUCAGAGGCUGAUAAGAUCCUUGAAGUAUGUGCAGCAGAACCAUGUAACAGUCUGAGUACAGGACUUCAAUGUGAGAUGGAUCCUGUAUCACAAACACAGGCAUCAGAAACCUUGGCUCUCAGAGGCUACAGUGUUAUUGGGUGGUAUCAUUCUCAUCCUGCAUUUGAUCCUAAUCCAUCUUUAAGAGAUAUUGACACACAAGCCAAAUACCAGAGUUACUUCUCCAGAGGAGGAGCAAAAUUCAUUGGAAUGAUUGUUAGUCCAUAUAAUCGAAGUAAUCCUUUACCAUAUUCCCAGAUUACCUGCUUGGUUAUAAGUGAAGAAGUUAGCCCUGAUGGUACCUAUCGUUUACCAUACAAAUUUGAAAUACAACAGAUGUUAGAAGAACCUCAGUGGGAAUUAGUGUUUGAAAAGACAAGAUGGAUAAUCGAAAAAUACAGGCUUUCUAAUAGUAGCGUCCCCAUGGAUAGAAUCUUUCGCCGGGAUUCUGACCUAACUUGUCUGCAGAAACUUUUGGAGUGUCUAAGGAAAACACUAAGCAAAGUAGCCAAUUGCUUCAUCGCUGAGGAAUUCUUGACUCAAAUAGAAAAUUUGUUCCUUUCCAAUUACAAAAGCAAGGAAGAAAAUGGACUGACAGAAGAGAAUAGAACAAAGGAAUUGUUCAUGUAAUUAUUUUAAAUGUCUACAUGCUUUGGCAGCUGCAGAUGGCCCCUCUGCAACCUCGGCCUCCUGGGAAAAGUUAGAGCCAAGACCGUAAAGAAGCCCAGAUGAGUCUGGAACUUGAGGGGGCAUGUAACACAGAAGUUCAUAUAAGGAAGGAAGGAGGGAAGGAAGGAAGGAAGGAAGGAAGGAAGGAAGGAAGGAAGGAAGGAGCCUUCCCAACAAUGUUUGCAGAAGUGGAGGACCAGAGAUGCCUGAGUCUCUUCAUCCUAGGUUCUGUUUUCAUUGGUGCAUACAACUGUAAAAUGAGUUUAAAUUUUGUUUGUGUUUCUGACAUGGCUAAGGAAACUUGAUACUAGUGCUUCUUCUAUAUUAGACUUACUGUUCUUCAAAACUAAUAAAGCAAAAUCAGUGAAACAAGACCAGUAAAGUAAAAACUCCCUGGCCACCGCUUACCCUUGGCUGGGCUUCCCUGGUCCUUUUACUCCACCCAUUCAUGGAAUGGGUGUGGCCCUGCUCAGUGCUUGGGAGGUUUGAGGCGCUGAGCACUUUAGCUCACUUUGACCCUUCCAUAGCGAAUUUAAAGUGACAUUUUAUGAUUGUAUUUAUAUAGCAUGACAGUAUUCACAUUUUAGAUUAAAAUAUUCUUUUAAUCUAAAACUUGGAUUAUUUUUCCUAACAAAAUUAAGUAAAACAUUUGUUACACAUCCUUCAAAAUUGUGAGAAUCUGAGACUGUACCUGAUGAGUGUUUUCCCUGCCUAUGUUCUGAGAGGGUUGUUGGAGAAAUACAGAUAGUGCUCUCCAUCCCACUGCACCACUCGGGUAUCUAUUGCUGCUCCAGCCAGGAGCACAGCCACUCCGCCCCUCCUGUCACCAGCCUGGACAUCUGAACUUUCCCAUCCUAGCCAGAACUCAGGGUGGCUUAGGUCAUUCACGGCAGGCAGCAGUGCAGGAGUGAGAAAUCAGUAGAUGGAAUUUUUAUUUUGGUUCCUACUUUUACAGCUUGUGCCCCACCCUACAAGGUAAGGUACCUUUCUUCCCUUUCCUCUCAAACCCUCAUAUUCAUCUAUUCAUCCAUUCUCACAGCACAAAGGUAUAAGAGCUUUAUAUCAUUCGCUGAGGGUAAUUAAACAGACCCAUUCAGGAAAUGCCUGCAGUUGUGUAUUGUUUAGCAUUCACUUCUCCAGGCUUCUCCACAGAAUGUUCCUCUCGGGCUUGGGAGGUGAGGUCUGUAGCCUGCAGCCUGUCAGCACCUUUAGCUCCUUCGUUUCUCAGGACGGAGAAAGUGGCAGCCUCAGCACUCCAGCCUAAGCUGUCCUACUGCUCUCUAGUUUACCUUUCCCCACGCACAUUGCUGAGUCCUGGAGAAGCAAUAGAACCUGGCCAUGCCCUCUGCUCUGUGCCAGCAGAAUGUACACACUUGACGUUCACCAGCAGACAUCCCAUGAGGGGUUCUCAUCAGUAGGAGAGGUGGCCACCCAAAUUUUCCUUUUUCUACUUACAGCAAGGCACUCACUUAAUGUGGUGUCACGUGACACGGCACGGAGGAAAGCACCUUCACAGAAGCACAAGAAAAGCACACACGUUUUUAUAAACAUGUACUCUGUCAGUGUUAACAAACUUAACAAAGAAACUUGAUCCCAGAACUGCAUCUCUAGUUUUGUAUUUAUUAAUAAUGCUUUUAUGACAAUAUAUCUUAUAAUAUGUCCAGAAAAAUCAGAAUAAUGUAAUAUCCUUAGAUUAUUAUUUCCUAACCUUUUCUGAAAAGGUUUUAUGCAUGAUUUCAUUACCUGUAACUUUGCUUUCUGGUAUCUCUUCUACCUUAUUCCCAUAUUGCCCCACCAAAUCAGGAGGAAAUAAAAGCAUCCAAGAGGAACUUAGACAGUUCUUAAUGAAACUAAACUUUAAAGCUGAAAUUACUUCACAGCAUCUAGGAGGCUUUUAUUUUUGUCCUUUGCGGUUUCUGUCGUAUAUUCAUGUGAGUUCCAUAGAAAAUGCCUGGUUUGUUUGUGUGUAAGGUUUCCCAGUAACUUUUCAAGAAUUUGUUAAAUACCUUUCACAGUUCAUGUUUCCCUUUUUAUAUAUUAUCAUAAAAUUGAGACCUGUUUGAUGGUGCACACCUUUAAUCCCAGAAUCUAGAAGCAGAGACAGGAGAAUCUCUAUAGCAUUCAGGGUUAGCCUGGAACAGGACUACAUAGUAAGACCCUAUCUUAAAAAUAAAACAAAACAAAAAGAUCGUCUGCUUCAGCAUAUGAGUUCUAAAAUUGUAAUUAGAUUUUAGCAUGAUUUAUGUAGAUGAGUAUUUUAUAUUGCCUUUAAAUAUGUAGAUUGAAGUUGAUUUGCACGGUUGUAAUGUAAAUAAGACAUUGCAUGACAAUUUAUGAACUUGUUGCUGUCUUCCCACAAUAUUAACAGUUUUAUGAACUUUUUCACUAUGCAUUUACAGUGUUCUAUAACAAUAUAAUGACUUUAAACUAUUUUAUACAUUUAAAUGUACUGUUGUAUAUAUCUGCAUUAAAGAAUAUUGUAAAUAUCAGUGUUUGUAAAAUUAUAAAAGAUUUUUCCAAAAAUAUAAAUUCAUCUUUCCAUACUUACUUGUAACAUAUUAAAAAUGCUGAUUUUAAGCUUUGACAUAUUAUCUUGUAGUGAACGCUAAGGAGAAACAUGCUGUCAAUUCAAUACAAGCAAAAUUUUGAAAAUAAAACAUACUUUUGAUGUCUUUGUA
Molecule: messenger RNA, 5194 nt
Organism: Apodemus sylvaticus (European woodmouse)
Lineage: Eukaryota; Metazoa; Chordata; Mammalia; Rodentia; Muridae
Gene: Mysm1
Product: Myb like, SWIRM and MPN domains 1
Exons: 20
Coding region: 33-2477 (814 amino acids)
Biological process (GO): double-strand break repair
Cellular component (GO): BRCA1-A complex; BRISC complex
Molecular function (GO): metallopeptidase activity; polyubiquitin modification-dependent protein binding
Source: RefSeq, a predicted model, not a curated record